Messenger RNA from Drosophila elegans, 4054 nucleotides. RefSeq names its product protein folded gastrulation. The record is from RefSeq and is a predicted model, not a curated record. Bases 829 to 3159 code for a protein of 776 amino acids. Lineage: Eukaryota; Metazoa; Arthropoda; Insecta; Diptera; Drosophilidae. The transcript has 4 exons.
CAGCGGUUUGAAGCCGCUUCUCAUUCCAAAAACAACUGUGAACGUGAACGGUAACGUUUAUUACAACUCAAAAUAUUUUAAAUCGAUUUUUUUCACGUGAUUUUUUUGUGUGUGUGCAAAAGUCUUUCUUUGUGAAUGAAAUAAUACGUGCGAUACAGUUAAAGAAAUAAAAUAAAUAAAAAGCAAAAUUCAAAUAAAAACAGUGUGUGUUGUCAUAAUGACAGAAACAAAACAAUAAACGCAGCGACAAAAGGCGAUAAAACAGCAGCGAAAAAUGAAAGGCAACCAGCGACGGGAAAACUUUAAGCAAUUAAACAAAAUUUAGACCCAUAUAAAAUACGUUUCAACUGGCUAAAUCCAGAUAAGCGAAGCAACAAAAAAUAAUUUAAAAGAUUCUCAAAACAAUCAAAAAACAAAAAAAAAAAAACACAUGCAAAAACGAAACGAAAUUCAAAACGAACCAAUUUGUGGUGUUUAAUAUUUAUUUAUAUGCUAAUUUAUUUUUACAAUAAUUUGGUAUUAACCCACAAACCAACAACAACAACAGAAAUCGGGUGAAAGAUAAAAAGAAGCCGAAAAAAAAAACCAAAAGCACGCGCGCAUCUUCUUUAACAUCUUUGUUUUGGGAUAUAAAACAGCAAAAAUUAACCCCAACACGCCCAACAAAAACCACCGAAAAGAAAAAUAUAUUGUGCAUCCUGCAAAAAGAUUGUCGUCCAGAUUGGAAAGGACUUUUUUGACACUGCCUACCGCCCACUUCAUAUAUCAUUUGUCUUUAUGUGGCCUGAUUUGGGCGCUUGGCAGGAAUAAGCGAUCGAUUCCGGAGCAAUGGCACCGCCCCACUGCCUGCUGGCGGUCCUGGCGCUGACGGUCUUCCUGGGUGCCAACAACGGCCUGCCGAUCACCUCGCGACCCAUCGAGGGCAACGUGCAGCGGAUGGUGUGGGAGGAUUGGGUCAGCCUGGACCCCGAGCAGCGAAAUCUCACCAAGGAGAAGAAGGUGACGGCCAAGUCGAUAUUCACGCUGCCCUUUCGCCACUGUCCGCCGGGUCACACGCUGUACAACCAGCUCUGCAUACCGCAGUCCAACAUCGAUCCCACGGACCUCAUCAAACAGGAACUAAUACUGGCCGGCUCCUCGAACGGCAAUCCCCCACCGCCGCCCAUCGGCGACUAUGACUAUGGCGACGACAUGGAGAGCGAGGAGAUCGUCUACGAUCUAUCUGUCAUACCAACUGCCAUGCAGGAUAAUGUGGCGCCCAACGCAGGACCAGAGGAUCAGGCGCUGCCCAGCGAGGAUGCACCCCUCAAGUUCAAUAUAUUCGAGAAGAAAUUCCCCACGGGCACGGGCUCGGCCACGGGCACGGUUGAGCCCGAGGAGCUGCCACUGCCGCCGGACAUGGUGGCAGCAACACAUGCAAGUAGCAGCAGCAGCAUCAACAGUUCAGCAGCGACAUCUACCAGCACGACGGCAACAACAACCACGACGACAGCCGCCCCUGAGGGCAAUGCUGCCGGCAAUCGCAUUGCUGGGGGGGAUUUGCAGGCUGCUCCCAGCAAUGCGCUGUCCACAACGACAACAGUGGCCCACGGCAACAGCAACACCAGCAACGCCAGCAACACCAGCGAUUUUGGCCAAGUGGAGGCCAUUGUGUUGCCGGCGGGUCAGGCGCAGGAUGGCUCUGUGCAGCUGGUGACCAGUUCGCUCACCGAUGAUCCCGAUGACUCAUUUACCACGGCGAACGCCAAUGCCAAUGCGAAUGCGGAGGCCGAUCUGGCCCAGCUGCUCAAGGUCGACGCCUUUCUGCCGGCCUACGAUGGCAGCAUUGAGCUGCUGCCGCCACUUUUCAGUCACCGUAAGGUGGCGCCGCCUCUCACUGCCGACCAGGAUGCAAAGCCCAAGCAGACGGAUGAGACAGCCGAAGAGCUGCAGGAGGAGGAGCAGGAGGAGGAGACCACCACUGAUAUAGUGCCAAGUGAAGAGGGGGAGUUGGAGGAGGAGGAGGAGGAGGAGUACACCACAGAGACGGCAACAACCAUAACAGACGACACAACGGUUGCGGAGGCGUCAAUGGAUACAUCUCCUCCUGCCACCACCACCACCACCAGCACCACCAGCACCACCAGCACCAGCACCAGCACCACCUCCACCUUCAGCUCCAGCCAAACAUCACCACAUCCGCAAGAAGAACCCGAGAUAGAUGAACGUGAAAAUCGCCUGGUCUUGAUAAAAUCGAAAGUGCAACCGGUUCAGCUGACGACAACAACAACAGCGGCAACAGCAACAGCAACAGCAACAUCAGCAGCCACAACUGCAGCUGAUUCGAGCUCCACUGACCGGUUUCAUUAUCAGCAUUUUGUCGAAGAUGUUGCUGCUAGCAGCACAACAGCAACACCAGAGCUCAGCAGCAGCAAUAGCAGCAGCAGCAGCAGCACUGCCAGCGAACCGAUCGAGCAGAAUGAUAUGCCGGCGAGUGACAAUGACAAUUUAAUGACAAAUACAAUUGGUGGCCAGGGUGAGGAGGAUGAUGCAGUGGUACGUAAAGCCACCAGCUCCAGUGAAAUGAAUGCCCAACAGGAAUUGCGGCUCAUCAACGAGCUGGUAAAGGGCAAGCAGCGAAAGCAGCAACAGCAACAACAACAGCAACAACAACAGCAACUCAGGCCAACUAGCACAGAAGCAACGUCAACUGAGAAGGCAACCUACCCAAAUUGGUCAAAGGUGAUGCCGCAAUUAGGCCGAUAUACAAGUGAAGCGGAAACAACCACAGAGACAGCAGCAACAUCGAGCCAGGCUAAUGAGAGCAGCUCGACGACAGCAGCAGCAGCAGCAUCAGCAGCAUCAGCAGCAUCAGCAGCAACAGCAACAAAUCAUUUGAGUAUUACUAAUCGUAGCAAUAGAAAUAGUAAAAUAAUUAGAGUAGAACAGUUGGCUGAAGAGCCAGCAGCAGUAGUAACAUCAGCAACAUUAGCAACAUCUCCCAGCAGCAGCAGCAACCCAGAUGGCUACACGCCCUUUUGGUGGCUUCCGAGCAUUGGUUGGCAUGUAGAUCGCCAAGUGGAUCGCAAUGGAGAGGAUCAGUCACUGUUGCUGCGGUUCUUCAGCACAUUUCGCGGCAGCAACACGCCAGCAGCAGCAGCAGCAGCAACUCGCCGCUAACAGCAGCAUCAGCAGCAAAUUAGAAUCACGGCAGCAACUCCUGGCUCUUGCGAGCGCUUAGAGCCACAGGAUGUCGCUGGAUGUCGCUGGAUGUCUCGUGUAGUCUAGUGUAACUUAGUGUCGUGUCAGCAACAGCGUUUCAAUUGCGUGUUGAAGUUUGUUCACAGUUGUCUCACCCUUGCACUCAGCCCUUGUCAGAGUAAAUAUUUAUUGUCUUUUAAUGUUUUAAUCAAAUGCCAAAUUGUAAAUAGCAUAUCUGAGAGAAACACACUACUUAGCAACAACUUUUGCCCAUUGCCCUUCUUAUUUUUUCUUCUCUUCUUUUUUUUUGCCCUGGCAUUAUAUUAUACCAUACCUUAUACCUUAUUUUUUGUGUUAUUUAAACUGCUUUCUUUUUUUAAGUUGUUGAUUUAAUUUUAGGGGGACCUUUUUUUAUAUUACAAUAGUUUUAUAUGUGCGUGCUGCUGUCGUUGUUGCGAACCUUAGCAAUAUUUAAUUGUGAUUAUUUAGGCUUACGAAUUGAUUGUUAGACUUAGGUAAAUGUAUUUGUAUACCCUGAAUCUUUUGAUUUACAUUUUUUUUUAUUUAACUCCAGUCGAACUUGCACAACUCAAAGUCUUUUGGCAAUUUAACGCUGAAAGUCUCGACUUAUGGAAGUUCGACUGUAACAUUAUCUCUAUUAUAAUAUUACCUAAUGUAAACCCGAAGCAUUUGUUGUAGCUGUCUCUGUGUAUAUAGUGCAAAGGCCAUUCAAAUCGAAGCAUUUUCAAACGCAUCCACUGAAACAACACGAGUAUAUAUCCUUAGCGUGUAAGUUGAAUAGUUAUGCUAACCACUGUAAACAGAAAUCAAAACUAAAGCCGAAAAUAUAGUGUAAUGCAUGUAUAUAGUUAUA